Pseudophryne corroboree (corroboree frog) is the source of this 2478-nucleotide messenger RNA. RefSeq names its product LBH regulator of WNT signaling pathway (gene LBH). Gene Ontology annotation, biological process: positive regulation of DNA-templated transcription. The transcript has 3 exons. The record is from RefSeq and is a predicted model, not a curated record. Gene Ontology annotation, cellular component: nucleus. Lineage: Eukaryota; Metazoa; Chordata; Amphibia; Anura; Myobatrachidae. Bases 150 to 458 code for a protein of 102 amino acids.
GCCCAUUCUUGCCGGGACAGAGUGCUGUGGUCACCCCGGAGGGAGUAGUGCGGGCUGUGCUGGUUAUAACGAGGACUCUGCUGCCAAUAGGACUCUUUUGUGUCUGAUCUCUUUAAAGCAGGACGUUACCCCCAGCCUCUCAGGACUUCAUGUCUGUAUUUUACCCCAUUCCCAGCACUGAUUACUUGCGAUCAGCUGAGAUGACUGAGGUAAUAAUGAACACCCAACCUAUGGAUGAGAUUGGCUUGAGCCCUCGCAAAGAUUCUUAUCAGAUCUUCCCAGAUCCAUCAGACUUUGAGCGAUGCUGCAAGCUCAAGGACAGACUACCCUCCAUUGUUGUGGAGCCCACAGAGGGAGACGUGGAGAGCGGGGAGCUGAGAUGGCCUCCAGAGGAAUUCCUGGUGGAAGAGGAGAAAGAAUCGAACUGCGACACAACAAAGAAAGAUAAGGAGCAGUAAUGAUGCAGCUGGAUACAAUGUAACCUUUGUUAGUUGUAAGAGGAAAGGCCCACUAAUGGCUCGACUAGGAAACUGUUAGGAAGGAAUUUUUUUGUUACCGAUGACAAUUUCAAAGACGCACCGGUGAGACUUUCCUUUUUUUUUUCUUUUUUUUUUCUUGUGCAACCAGCCUUUGAUGUGAUUGAGCAACAAAGUCUCAAAGAAGUAUUAGGUUUUUGUUUUACUUCGAGAAUACUGUUUGAGGUCUUCCUCCAAGGCUAGACACAGCAGUAAUCUUGGUUAGAUCAAGGCAGUAAAAGAAGGAAUUCUUUGGACAGACAGACUCAACCGGUAGUAUGGAAUCUGCUUUCUGCAAGAAUGAAAGUUCAACCCGUGCUCUUUCCAGCUGAAUGUUCAUCCACGCUGUCUAGUAAAACAAUCAAUUGUCUUUCGCCUAUGCCCACCAAAGUGAUCUUCUGAUGGUCUGGCUGUGCACCCGCGUUCCGCUCUUGACAAGUGCUCAUCGAACAAUGUAGUAAGCCCUUUGUGUGUGGAUCAAAAAUGAAGUCCGUCUCCACGAUGACGCCAGUGUUCAUCCAUGCACAAGAAGAGUUAUUGUCAUGUUGCAGUAUUUGUGUCCUGUGCUAUGACUUGUCUGUCCAGUUGUGUUCAUUGACUGAAAGUGUUGUAGGGUUUUGAUCCAAAAGUAGACCACGUUGACAAGUGUUUAGGAUUCUCUGGGGGUUUUUAAAAUCAUGAAAUACAGAGCUUCCUUCCCUGAUAACGAAGAGCUCCUGUGCAUCACUCAACGGCACCGAAUGUGUCCAGGACGUAAAAUCUGUGCAUGGGCGUUGCGCGUUUGCCGAUCACAAAUGUGGACAUGCGACAGACAUUUGGCAAUAGUGACAAGUUAUGUUUAAUUUAGUAGACUACCAUUGUUCGAAUUGAGACGUUUGCCAAAAAGUUAAGUGGGGAGCAAGGAUAAUUUUUCUCUAAGUAAACUGGUGUACGAGGAAUGGAACUUUUAAAAGCUACAUUUGCAUUAUGCAUCGCGGAUAUGUCCAAUUGUUCUACAUGAUGUUGUAACAUCAGAGCCUGUUUUCCAUGUCCUGUCAACCAUUUCCUCAAUGCAGUUUCUCCUCAAACACCCUAUUCACAAUUUCUCAGGUUGUGAUGGAUGAAUCUAUUCAAUGACAGUACUAAAAAUAUACAUCCGUUUCUGCAAGAUUCCACGUUCUCCACACAAAAUGCACCCCCCCAACCUCCUGUUGCCCUGAGCACAAACAGCUAUUGUCAUUGUAUUUCAAGCCUCCUUUAGAGAAACUAACUAUCCAUUGAAUUGAAAAUACCUCAGUAUGAAAAUGCUGGUGGAAGAGGAGGAAAGAUUGCAUUACAUUAGAUGGUUCAUCGUUCCUGUAUGCCUGUUUUGGUUCUCUCAUGAAUAUAUAGCAAUAAUUUUGUCUGUGCUUUGGACCGUCAAUGCAAAAUGUAAAGCUUCCUCUCGUGUGUGUCUUGCAAGUGACACGUGUAAAAUGAAAAAUUUUCAUGGAUUUGUCUGCAUCUUCCGUCUGUCACCAGCCAAUAGGUCUCCAGGCUUGUAGUGUUGUGUGCCUGUCUCGUUUUGACCUUCGGUGGUGUUAAAUGGACAACAGUUUGGCGCUCCAGCCAUGCUCGGUCAACCCCAACUAUCUUGUGGUCUGUUCAGUUAGAAAUGUAGUGGAAAUCCACUGGGAGGCCCAGACUUCCCUGCUUCAGGGUCCACGCGUCGGUAAAGCUCCAGCAGAACCUUGGCGCAAAGAUCAGCUCCGGUGGAGGAACCUAAUCUGCAUUUGUUGUUUCUCGUUAUAAGUAUUGUAUAUUUCCAGUUGUUACGAACGUCUGCGAACAAAAGCACUCAAGUAAACUGUUGUAUAAUAGUAUAUAUAUUUCUGUAAUUUUUGAGGCUCAGGGAGAAGCUAGCUUUUUUUUUUUUUUUUUUUUUUUUCCAAACAACUUUUGUCACUGUGACGGUUGUAAAUAAAAGUUUGACAUUGCUUUCCAA